Mya arenaria is the source of this 8492-nucleotide messenger RNA. RefSeq names its product protein inturned-like. Gene Ontology annotation, biological process: vesicle-mediated transport; nervous system development; cilium assembly. Bases 50 to 2974 code for a protein of 974 amino acids. Gene Ontology annotation, cellular component: cytoplasm; cilium. The transcript is spliced from 17 exons. The record is from RefSeq and is a predicted model, not a curated record. Gene Ontology annotation, molecular function: protein binding. Lineage: Eukaryota; Metazoa; Mollusca; Bivalvia; Myida; Myidae.
AGAUACACUAGAUUUGGAUACAAGUUCACAUGCUGAUUAAGUGGCCUAAAUGGCAUAUUUCCCUCGAUUUGCACCAUUUUACGAACCGCACAAUGAACAUCAAUUUUAUGGAGAAGAUGAUGGUCAAAUUCGGUUGAGAAACAAUGAAAGUGGCCAGGAUAAUGUAAACACAAACGUGCACAGAUACUCAGAUGGAUGGGCUAACGUUGUACAAAGCAGUGGAAACCUUUUCUACUCAGAGAACUCAGAGAGGCCUCAUUCCUAUAGUCGACAAGAUGAGAGUGCCUACCACUCUCGACAGGCAAGCUACCAGUCUUCCGGGAGUCAUCAGUCUAGCAGUAGCGACUCCCCUCGACAACAACUUCAUCGGCGAAACAGUAGGGAGUCAAAUGCCAGUCAAAAGUCAUAUAGUGGUAGUCAGAAUUCAACUGCACAAGAUAAGUCUUCUGGUCAUGUGACUAGUGACAAUUACAGUGAUCAUCACUUUCAAAGAGACAUUACUUUGAGACAAUCUGAUCAAAGUUAUACAGGUUUUUCUAAGAAUCUCAAUAAUAAUGUUGACCAACGUCCUACCAGGUCAAGUCAAAGAAAUAACCAUCACCACAGACAGACUAGUGUUCAUUCAGUUAACGGAAGUAAUAGUCCAAUAUAUAGCCAGUCCGGAAAGCGAAAGUCAGUGUUAAUGGUGGCCAACUUGAGACAUAUUAGUGAUGUGAGAAAAGCACAGGGCGUGGAACUGUGUGAGAGACUCUUUGGUAUCAAACUGUGCCACCACAAACAGAAGCCUCCGCGACCAAAUGGUGCAAGUGUUGACCCAGCUUUGAGAGACAGGAAGAUCAUUGUCCAGGGUGUUGUCCAAGACUCGGAGGCUGAUAUUUGUGGGCAAAUUAACAGAGGGGACAUGUUGGUUGGCCUGAAUGAUUGUGAUCUUACCUGGCUGAACAUUGAUGAAAUGCUAAGACAGGCUGCUCAAUCCUUGCAAAAGGUGAAGUUGACAUUCCAGAUGCCAGUGGUUGUUGGUCCGAAGGCUGCCACGCCCCCUUUAACUCCCACCAGGCACACCCCACCACCUCUGCCACCCCACAUACCCCUCCAUCCCCGCCUCACACCCCCUCCACGGCCCCCACCACCUCCAAUACCCAGUUGUGGGGUGCGGCCUGAUCUCAUCACCAUGACAACUGGAGAAUCUCCGUCCACAAUUAGGGAGAUUGUUGGUCGGUACUUGGUGGCUGUCAUGUAUCUCACGUUUGCAGGCCAGUCCGAAAACUCAAAGGAUGAUGUGAUCUACCAGUUUCCGGUCACUGACAACAAGUUGAUCGAUGUCCGAGGAAUUUUCCUCACUCUUGGAAACAUGCUUCCUGACAUCACCAGUAAUACUCCUAAAUUGACAACUCUGACAUACAGGGGCCAUAACUCCCAUGUUGUGUACUGGAAAGAGGAUCAAGAUGUGUUGUUACUAGCUUUACCAGAACAACAGGUGCCGCCCUUCUACCUUCUCCAUAUCUUCUCCGACCUUCUUCAUGUCAUCAAUGUACUGUAUGGAUCUGUACAAAGGGUAUUCCGGGACCAUGAGCUACACAGCUGCCUUGAUGAACUGGUGUUGUUGACCCUACAUCGCACCCUACAGUCAGGAGUGAACCCUGGGGCUAUACCACACCCCAGCCCCCUGGAGCCCAGACUGCUUGACACCCUUACAGGUGUUCGGGGUCUUCAGCUGACCCCUGAUGAUAAGAUAUCAUGUGAUGAGAUUUUAAAUGAAUUUGAAGCUCAGGACUUUUCAGACUGUGAUGUUAUUGACCGUGAUGAAAGAAGAAAGUAUGGUAUUGUGGGCUCUUGCCUAUUUUACAGGGAUUACCUAUUGUGUUCACACCUGUGCCCGGGCGACCUACGGGAUGUCGCACUCUACCUCCGAUACCAUGGGCUCCUAAAGUUGGCGGCUGGCUCGCCCGAUGGGGAAGUGUGUAUGUGGAGCGAGAUCUACCCCACUCGCCUCUGUCAUCAACCUCACCCUGAUAAUCCCGGAUACAGGGAACCACAGGCUCGCUGGUACCUUCUAGUGGUGAACAUGCGCCAGUUCCAGCUAUGUACGGUCCUAGAGGCUGGCAGCUACUCCAAGCCAGUCACAGUUAAACCACAGGUGGACCAGUUCUUACUGGAGCAGUCGAAGGAAACACUCUCCCAAUUGGACCUUGAUGAUACUGACAUCGAAGUUCAGUGUAAUGACAGGUUGUUUUCCGACACAAGCGGCCCAACCCUGAAAUCCAUAGACAGUGAAAAGCCUUCACAGACAGAUGUGGUGUCCCCUCUCAAGUCCACACCUUCUCCUAGGAAAGUGACAGAAGAUGACCGCCUUUCUCUCCCUACUCCCAAUGGUCAUCCAUUGAUUCGCAGACAAGGGAGUAAACUGUCGUAUGGAUCCAACGAUUCCAGUGGCAGUACAAACAGUCUUAACAAGAUAAGGUCACCGAUGAAGAAAGGUUCUGUUUUAGAUGUGGACCCCAUCAAUAGAAGCUUUAGCCGGGAUAGCUCCAAGACUCACUGUGAUAUUAAACUUACUCGAGGCCUUCACAACCAGUUGCUCCACUAUGUAAACUUUGACGCAUUUGAGGGCGUGUACCUGUGCCCAACCCCUAGUGACCUUGCAACCCUACAUAGCCCCACCCACCAACAUGUCCUCUACAACUUUUAUGCCUGCUGUCUAAGGCUUCAUCAGUCAUUUGUAACACAAGUCUCCAAGACUUCAAGGAGGGUGGGUGUUCCAGGGGAAAAUGGGAUGAGAACCCUAGAGGAAGGGGUCAUGUUCACCUGUCAACUACCACAGGGGCCAGACCCUAAAAAGCUUGCUCCUGUUAUCAUGUACUGGACUAUAGGGAGACGUUUUCCGGACGGUCAUGAGAUGUUUGUUUGUCUGGAGGAUGGUUCACCUCAGUCGCUUCUGGAACUGGCAUUUACCUACAACUUUGGCCUUACCUGAUAUUUUAACCCUAGGGCAUAAGUGUGUUACCAAACCAGUGUUAUGACAUAGAAUGUGAAAAGUUCAUGGAAAACCCAUGAACAAAUCUGGGCUUGAUGCUUGUUUUCAACUAUGAUGAGCAAAGACUGUUUACCAGUAAUAAGUUGAGGACUGUUUCGUGAAGUACUUCAGAACAGUUAAGUUUGGAAACUGACUUUGGAAAGUAAGGUAAUCAAGUCCCUGCUGGCAGGGAAUUAAAGUAAUCCGAGAAAAACUCUCCCGUUAAACUUGCCCCCUUAUUACAAUAUUAAGUCUGAGACAGGAUCAACCUAAGCUCACUAUUUUUGUUGCAGUAUUAAUUCUGUAAUUUUCUUCUUUGAAAGGGAUUUGAGAGUUUGAAAAGUAAUUAUUGGAAAGAUAAUGGUGAUAAGCUGUAUAUUGAAAUUUAAAAUCAAGUUUAAGCAAGUAAGUUGGCUAAAUUGAAAUAUGAAACUUAUACCUGUUAGGCUCAAGAUAUUUUAAGAUAUCAGAGCCAGGGCAUGUUUUCCGAAUUUGUUUGUUCAGCAAAAUAUAAAUGUUGUGCCAUCAAAGAAGUAUGAGCUAGAUUACAGCUUCAGGAUAUCAGUACUUUUUGUUAUUGAUUUCCCCUUGAAUGUUAAUUUAAUAUGGAAUUUUAUAGAUUUAUUAACAUUUUAAAUAUUAUACUUUUGUAGCUGUAUAUUCUUAUAGCUGCUACGGAUUUUUGACCAGGAGGAAAUUAUGAUGUGAUGCAUAUACUUGUGCUUUACUUUCUAUUCAUAUAUUUAUUAAGAGACGAUAGAAGGGACCAGUUUAGAGAGCUUUUACAUAAAAGUUACCAGUAUUUUGUAAAAUUAGUUUCUUGUUUAUAUGCUGAUAUUAUUUUGUUAUUUUUUCUUGCCAUAUUUAAGUGUUUUGUAAACCAACAAUGUCUGUUUAGUUAGUAAAAUUGUACUAAUUUAAUUAUAUAGUUUGCUUUAAAUGGUGCUUCCCCUUGUUAGCAUUGUCAUCAUGCAUUUAGAGAUUCAUUUGAAAGGGUUUUAAUACAUCAAAGAACUUACAUGUAUUGAAAGAUGUAUGUUUCGUAAAUGUUUUGAACUGUCUCUUAAAGCUGCACUCUCACAGAUAUACCGUUUUUACACCUUUUUUAUUUUUUGUAUUGGAAAGAGCAAAUUUUUGCGUAAAUAUCUGCAAACCAAUGAUUAAAGAUGGCUGACAAAACAUCAGAUCGCAAAUUUUCAUAUAUCUGUUCGAAAAUUAAUGUUUUAUGGCUAAAACCAUUACUAACGGUUUAAGAAAAGUGCAUAAAACAUCAAUUUUUGAACUUAAAUAUAAAAAUCUGUGACUUAAUUUUUGUCAGCUGUCUUAUAUAACUGGUGUCCAUGCAUUUUUAUCAAAAAUUGGUUCGUUUCAAGACAAAAAAUAUAUAAGUUUUCAAAACGUUCAAUCUUUGAGAGUGCAGCUUUACAGUAGAAUCAGGUAUGUUUACGGGUGUCCCACACAGAUAUCCAGCUAACUACAUUUUAACAAAGUUUGAUUGAAAUUCAAUCAUUGAAUGGAACUUUAUGAACAAACGCUGACUAAUGAGUGACUUGUACUAAGUUUAACAGAGUUGUCCAUUUAAUUUUCUAUUUACUGACUCGUAUACCAUCUUUUGGUUAAAUAAAUCAUUUCAUUUACAUCUUCAUAUAUCUGUACCUAUAACCAAGAGCUUCUUCUGAUGACGUCUUCACACAUUGUUAUAUUUCAAUAUCCAGCCUUAUAAAAUGUCAAGAGUCCCCAAACUUAAAGAUACUUUUACCAGAUCUCUGGCUUUCUUGUAACAAAUGUUUUAAGUCUGAUGUAAUAAUGGCUGCAUGCUAACUUUGAUGUAUCAAUUAUAACCGAAUAUAAAGUUAAUGAUGUCAUUAACAAACAAAAUAUUUCUUACCGAUUUGGAUUCAGAAAAUAUUUGGAAAUCCUUCAGAAUUAAAAUUCCAUUGGUCUAAAUGAUCCUUAUUGCCUUAUACACAGACAUGAAAUGAAGAACAAUCCCUUUGCAUGUAUUUGCUAAACAUUCACUGACAACAGUUACAUACAAAGUAACAUAUUAUUUAUCAUACUUUAAAUAGUAUUUGAUUGCUGUCAAGGGAUAAUUUUUCAAAAUGAAAUAUUGUAUUGUUUAUAUCAGAAACAAAUCAUACUGAUUAUGAUACAGCUUUUUGUAGGCAACGGUUAUCAGUGAUACAUAUGUGCCAUUCUUAAAAUGUAUAGAAUUGAAAUAUAAAACAUGAACCAUUUAGCUGACUGUGCCCACCAUUUAAGAGAAUUUUCUCUUUUUGAUUGUGUUUAAAGUGACAUUUGUAGACACUUAAUGACACAAAUUUUGUGCCGUUAUCAACAAAUCCGGGUUGUUUAUUGUUGUUGUUUUUUCAAAGAAAAAAUCUUGAUAUUGUCGUAGCCAUGGUGUCGGCAUUUUCAUUUUAUGAAGUAUUUUAUUAACCUUGGCCGUAACUUAAAAGCUGUUAAAGAUAUUCAUAUGAAACUUUGUACACAUGUUACUGGUGAAAAUACACACAUGUACUUAAAGUCCCAUUACUCUUGCUUUAAUAAUAAUAGUUGAGCGUAGGUAUCCGCUUGGGGUGCUCUUGUUUUCUGUAUAGCAUUUUCCUGUGUUCAUUUGUUUGUUAUAAUCCCAUGUAACCAAUGGUGCCAAAUUUAACUAACAAAUUAUGUGUGUGAUAGAAUUGUUUUAGUUCUAUGUAUUCUUUUGUGCCGUGUUUGUUUGUCCCAUGUACUCAUGUGUUUCAGGUAGUAUAUACAUUUGAAUGCCUGUAAUGUGCCUUUAUAGAUGCCCUUGUUAUUUUUUAUGAUUUUAUUUAUGUUAGUGAGUUUCAUGUUAGUUGUAUAAGAUGUUAUAGUAUACAGUUUAAAUUAUAUUUCGGUAAGAAUAAUCCAUGAUAUGCCCGUCAUAAGACAGAACAUAUUAUGGACUCACCUGCUGAAGGAGGUCGGGCGGCCAUCACUAAGUUGUUAAUGCUCUUACUCAAGAAUUACUUGGGUUUGGCAAGGUUUGACAGCCAACCAUGUUACCUCUGUCACGUCAGAGUUAUGGCCUUUCAAUUGCUUAAAUAACUCAAACUUUAAAAAAAAACUUCAAAAUUUUGACAGGUUUAUCUUGGGAUAUUUUGCCACUCUUGUUCAUAUGAUUACUCCACUUUUAUCAUAACUUGAAGAACAUCAUAUGUUUGCAAUUUUAAUUUGUAUUUAAUAUUCCGUCCAAUAUGAUCAUCUAUCUGUUGUGGUAUUGUAAGAAUUGUAGUAAAAUGAUUACUAUUAUUGUAAUCAUAACCUUAACAAUUCAUUUAAUAUUACCAAAUGAUUAUAUUCUGAUUUUUAUUCAAAGACAAAAUUUUCUCCUGUGAAUCGAUAUAAGUUUACUUUUCUUCAUUUGUUUAUGCAUGACAAGUUUUUUCCAUAGCAGAUUUGUUUCAUUCCAGUAUUAGUCUGUGAUUUUUUUUAAUAUGUUUUAAUGACAUUAUAUUUAAAAUGUUUUGUUGCUAUUUCCAUUGCGACAAUUGACACUGGUUACAUUUGGAAUGCUAUUCCAUGCAGACAAUUGCCACUAGUUACACUUGGAAUGUUACAUACCUAUUUCCAUUGACACUAGUUACAUUUGGAAUGUUACAUACCUAUUUCCAUUGACACUAGUUACACUUGGAAUGUUACAUACCUAUUUCCAUUGACACUAGUUACACUUGGAAUGUUACAUACCUAUUUCCAUUGACACUAGUUACACUUGGAAUGUUACAUACCUAUUUCCAUUGACACUAGUUACACUUGGAUUGUUACAUACCUAUUUCCAUUGACACUAGUUACACUUGGAAUGUUACAUACCUAUUUCCAUUGACACUAGUUACAUUUAGAAUGUUACAUACCUAUUUCUAUUGACACUAGUUACACUUGGAAUAUUGCAUACCUAUUUCUAUUGACACUAGUUACACUUGGAUUGUUACAUACCUAUUUCCAUUGACACUAGUUACACUUGGAAUGUUACAUACCUAUUUCCAUUGACACUAGUUACACUUGGAAUAUUGCAUACCUAUUUCCAUUGACACUAGUUACACUUGGAAUGUUGCAUACCUAUUUCCAUUGACACUAGUUACACUUGGAAUGUUACAUACCUAUUUCUAUUGACACUAGUUACACUUGGAUUGUUACAUACCUAUUUCCAUUGACACUAGUUACACUUGUAAUGUUACAUACCUAUUUCCAUUGACACUAGUUACAUUUAGAAUGUUAUGUUCCUAUUUCCAUUGAGACGAUUGCCAUUUGGAAUGUUAUUCCUCUUACACAAUUGACACUAGUUAUAUUUGGAAUGCUAUUCCAUUGACACAAUUGACACUAGUUAUAUUUGGAAUGCUAUUCCAUUGACACAAUUGACAUUAGUUAUAUUAGGAAUGCUAUUCCAUGCAGACAAUUGACACUAGUUAAUUACACUAGGGGGUAUAUAGGAGUGAGCUUGUCGGUCGGUCGGUCGGUCGGUCUGUCGGUUUUCAUGGUUUCCGGACGAUAACUCAUGAAAGGCUAGACAGAUUUGAACAAUUUUUGGUACACAGGUGUAACAUCAGAAGAUACAGGUCAAGUUCGAUAUUGGGGCUGGUGGGGCCAAGGUCAAGGUCACUGUUACUAAAAAUAGAAAAACGGUUUCCGGACGAUAACUCAUGAAAGGCUUGAUAGAUUUGAACAAUUUUUGGUAAACAGGUGUAACAUCAGAAGAUACAGGUCAAGUUCGAUAUUGGGGCUGGUGGGGCCAAGGUCAAGGUCACUGUUACUAAACAUUUGGAAUGUUUUAUAUCUAUUGCCAUUAGCACAAUGUAAAUGCUUAACAGUGCAAAGUACUGCACUAGUUUUGUCAUGAUUAAAGUCGAGCUAUUGCCAUCACUUUGGUGUCUUUGUUGACCUCGAGCGAAAAAUUUGAACCUAAAAAUACCUGAAAAAACAUUCACAAGAAACUUUGAGCAUGUGAUACCAGUGACAAUACACAUACUUAACACGGCAAGUAAUUAUAGCUUUGAUAAUAAGAAUGAUAAUAAGAAUAAUAGUGAAAAAAUACUUUUGCAUAACUAAAAACAAUGUCACAAUAUUUGUAUGAAAGUUGGUACAUAUUGCCAGUAAUGGCCCUUGAAUGGGCGGGAAACCAACCAGAGUGUAGUUGAAAACCGCUUCUGGUGCUCAAGUUACUUCAGAUAUUGUAUAGAAAAUCCAUUGAUUACCAUCUCUACAUGGCUUGUGCAUGUUAAUUUCUUAAAGAUCUGUUGAAAUGCAAUGAUGUAUGUUAAUCUCAUACAAAUGCAUACUUAAUAUCAACUUGAGAGUUUCUCCUACUUAUUGAUGAAAAGCCAUACUUCAUCUUUUCAGAAAUAUUUAUGAAAACAUAUUUGUGAAACCACACACACACACACACAUGUUAAUUUUAUUUACAAAAUAAUGGUUGUGAAAUGUUUAAAAAAAAAUCUACUUAAAUGUGUAUACUUGACAC